ACUCUGGGCCCGAUGAGGCUACGGCGCAUGCGCACAACGUUGCUUCCGCCUUUUUCCCGGCCCGGAGCUCACCGGACGCCUUUGCGAGUAGCCUAAAGCGAGCGGCGGCGCCCGCGGGAGCGGAGCGAGGCGGCCGCGGUGCGAUGAGGCCGCAGCAAGCGCCCGUGUCGGGCAAAGUGUUCAUCCAGCGAGAUUACAGCGGUGGGACCCGCUGCCAAUUCCAGAGCAAGUUCCCGGCCGAGCUGGAGAACCGGAUCGAUAGGCAGCAGUUUGAAGAGACUGUCCGAACACUGAAUAACCUUUAUGCUGAAGCUGAGAAACUUGGGGGCCAGUCGUACCUUGAGGGGUGUCUGGCCUGUCUGACUGCCUAUACUAUCUUCUUGUGCAUGGAAACACAUUAUGAAAAGGUUCUAAAGAAAAUUGCCAAGUUCAUUCAGGAACAGAAUGAGAAGAUCUAUGCUCCUCAGGGCCUCCUUCUGACCGACCCCAUUGAAAGAGGACUAAGAGUUAUUGAAAUUACCAUUUAUGAAGACAGAGGCAUGAGCAGUGGAAGAUAAAACUGUGGAGUCUCAGCAGACAGCUCAACAGUGGACUUGAUGUAUCAGUUCCCCUACCUCCUACUUUAGAGCAUCAUUCCUCUUUCUGCUGCCAGAUCCACAGUGCCAUUUUCUACAGGGACUGACUUCCUAAAACUACUCCACGUGGUGUGACCCAGCUGGUCAGCAUACAUUUUGUGGCAAAUUAUUGAGCAGUGAGAUCUCUCUUAAGUUUCUCAAGAAAAACCAGAAGUGGUGAAGCUGUGUAUUCCUCUGACAGAACCGCUUUGGCCCGACAGAAGUCUAGUCAUGUAAAUGUGGUGCAGUUCCUCCCUACUUCUUAAACCUUUCCAUACGUUGAUUGGGCUUUGGAAACCUACAAGGUGGAAUGGAAUUUUCCAGAAGAAAGGCUUUCCCUCAGGUUCAGUAUUUCAGUGAGGGGGAUACGUGGUGCCUCUUCCUGGUGAGAAGUGACUCAAGGCAACGAGCAUUUUAAAGCAUUGUGUGCUGAUUCUUGUGGAAAACUAGAAGGCAAAGAGUUUCUUGUUUUAAUGUUUUGGUUAUUCCUAGAAGAGAGGGAGGAAUAGCUGGACUUUAUUCUGAGUGUUUUUUAUACUGCUGUGUAUGUGCUGUUAUUGUGUCUGUCAGUGCUGAUCAGAAGAGGGAGUCUAUUCAUGGAUAAAACAGGAAGUACAAUAAAAUGGAUGCCGAACCAAUAAACGUAACUCUUUCCCUACUCUGAUUCAUAUGUGAAGUGUAAAACUGUUUCUUUAUGAAUUUAUUAUAACUUAGAGGAAAAUGCUGAUUCGACAAACUUAGCUGUUGUGUGAGAUGGUUUCUUAACUCUUGUCUGCUGGCACACUAUUGAGAAGUAGAGCUGUGCAUUAUUUCGUAUGUUUGUGCAUUAACAUUCCUCAGCAAUACCUAAAAGCACGGUUCCUUAAGGAAAGGAUGUUUGGAUUUCAGUUCUGAGUGCCAUUAUCCAAUUGUGGAAGGAUUUCAAGAACUUAGAAACUGAGAAAUUGUACAGAAGUGAUGUUUUUGGCUUUUGGUGGUGCUGUAGGUGCUACCGCGUCUGAAAUUCCAGGCUUGUUCCUCAGCCACUGGGUUCUGUUUGUUUGUUUGUUUUCUUUUUUGAGAUUGAAUAUUCUCACUGUAUAAAACUUGUUUUUUCUAAACUGUAACAGUGGUUGCCUUUCAUGUCCGUUGCAAUACUGGCAGAAGUACUAAUGGAUCAGUAAAUCUUUUCUUAAACUGUG
Lagopus muta (rock ptarmigan) is the source of this 1795-nucleotide messenger RNA. RefSeq names its product golgin A7 (gene GOLGA7). The coding region runs from base 144 to 557 and encodes 137 amino acids. The record is from RefSeq and is a predicted model, not a curated record. Gene Ontology annotation, cellular component: Golgi stack; palmitoyltransferase complex. Gene Ontology annotation, biological process: protein targeting to membrane; Golgi to plasma membrane protein transport; peptidyl-L-cysteine S-palmitoylation. The transcript is spliced from 5 exons. Lineage: Eukaryota; Metazoa; Chordata; Aves; Galliformes; Phasianidae.